Molecule: messenger RNA, 9875 nt
Organism: Siniperca chuatsi (mandarin fish)
Lineage: Eukaryota; Metazoa; Chordata; Actinopteri; Centrarchiformes; Sinipercidae
Gene: zbtb37
Product: zinc finger and BTB domain containing 37
Exons: 4
Coding region: 399-1943 (514 amino acids)
Biological process (GO): regulation of transcription by RNA polymerase II
Molecular function (GO): RNA polymerase II cis-regulatory region sequence-specific DNA binding; DNA-binding transcription factor activity, RNA polymerase II-specific; protein binding
Source: RefSeq, a predicted model, not a curated record
CUCCUUCCUUCCUGCAGCCUCGGCCCUUCUGCCGUGAAAAAGGAAGAUGAGAAGCAGCAGCAGUCCGCCGACACCGAACCGACCCUGAACCGAACCUGAACCGAGUCUGACUUCCAGCGGAAUGGCGGCAGAGCGGCUGCUGACGGACCGGAGGCCGAGCUCAGCUGCUGUUCCCCGGCCUUGAACCCGUCACGACCGCCGCUGGAGCCUGGAGGAGCGGCGGGUGGAGCUGCAGGCUGCCGGGCCGAGCCGAGCCGUGCUGAGCCGAGCUGCCGUCAUCUCCCGCCCUGCUAACGAUGCUCAGCUAGCUGCAGGACUCAAGCCUCGACUGCACCGAACCCUGAAACCAGACCCGAUCUCCCCCUGCCCCCCCUUUCAGUGUCCCUGCAGGCUGCAGCAUGGAGCGUACCGGCAGCAUCCAGCUGGACAUCCCCGACUUCAGUAACUCGGUUCUGUCUCACCUGAACCAGCUGCGUGUUCAGGGCCGUCUCUGCGACAUCGUGGUCAACGUGCAGGGCCAGAGCUUCCGGGCACACAAGGUGGUCCUCGCCGCCAGCUCGCCGUACUUCCGGGACCACAUGUCUCUGAGCCAGAUGAGCACCGUCUCUCUGACGGUGAUCCGCAACCCGACUGUGUUCGAGCAGCUGCUGUCCUUCUGCUACACAGGCCGCCUCUGCCUGCAGCUCGCCGACAUCAUCAGCUACCUGACGGCCGCCAGCUUCCUGCAAAUGCAGCACAUCAUCGACCGCUGCACCCAGAUCCUGGAGGGCAUCCACCUGAAGAUCAGCCUGGCUGACCUGGAUGAGGAGCCAAUGGAGGAGGAGGCGGCGCGGGGCUCCAGGGGCAACAGGACCCUGGAGGCCGUGGUGCGAGGAGGCGGCCAUCACAGCGGCCUGCGGCUCCUUGGCCCACGGGGAGGUGCAGAGGCGUGCGAGGCGGUCAGCCCCGCUGAGGAGCCGCUCAGCCCGCCGCCGACGGUGGAGCACAGUGGGCUGGAGGGGGCUGGGGCUGCCGCCGGCAGAGCGGGCAAAGAGCCGAUCCUUCGCAUUAACCGGGCCGGUCAGUGGUACGUGGAGACGAGCAGCGAGCCAGAGCGGACCGGCAGCGCUGAGGAGGGCAGCGGCAUGGACCGAGUGAGGAUCAAGACGGAGAGGAUGGAGGAGUGGAUCGGAGCAGGAGAGCACCAGGAGGAUGGGGGGCCGGUGGAGGAGGGGGCCACCGUGAUGAUCGACACGUCAGGACGCAGCACACUGAUGACGGGGCCGGUCGGGGCGCUGGGGGCCCAGAGAGUCCAGCCGUCCUCCAGCGAGACAGACAGGUUCAGUCCCACUGGCAGUGUGGUCGUCCUGGCGGAGCGUCAGAGAGCGAAGAGCGAGUCUCCCAGCAGGGCGGACGAGCAGCGACAGCCGAGCUCCCAGGGGGAGGAGCAUGCAGCGUUCGAUAUGGGUGGCUACGAGGACUACCUGAGGGAGCAGGUAGGAGACCGCUGGUUCCGCUACAAUCCCCGGCUCACCUGCAUCUACUGCUGCAAGUCUUUCAACCAGAAAGGCAGCCUGGACCGCCACAUGCGCCUGCAUAUGGGCAUCACACCGUUUGUCUGCCGCAUCUGUGGGAAGAAAUACACCCGCAAGGACCAGCUGGAGUACCACAUCCGCAAGCACACCGGCAACAAGCCCUUCCACUGCCAUGUCUGUGGCAAGAGCUUCCCUUUCCAGGCCAUCCUCAACCAGCACUUCCGCAAGAACCACCCGGGCUGCGCCCCCCAGGAGGCCCACAGCGCCUCCCCUGAGACCACCACCGCCUCCGUCACAUCCAGGGGAGGGCCGAGCGACGAGGCCUCCCCCAGCCAGGAGGAGCCAGAGGGUGGGGGUGGGAGCAGCAGCGGCGGAGGCCAGUACAGUGAGGGUCCCCAGGCCUCUGUCUCCACCACAGGGCCCGACUGACCCCGAGGGAGGGUGAAGGGUAGGGUCGAGGUUGGGGUGGGGGGUGACAGACGUGGAGGGCCGUCUCAUCCUGUUGCACCUGAAGCCAACAGGACGCUGAAUCCGCUGAAGUCAAAGCAGCGACAGAAAGGACACCUCAGAGUCUGAACUGAGAUUUUUCCGCUUUAAACCGCAUCUACCUUCACUAACCAAACCGAACAGAUUAAGCUAAAAUGAAGAAAUGCCACACACUCCAACAACCUCAUACACCACACAAUGCAGUGGUUCUCGUUUGCCUCCGUUUAGUUUGUUAUGUUACAGAUUUCUACUUUUAUAUUUACAGGUUCACAAUGCAGCAUCACAACAGUCUGUCUGGUGGAAACUUUGCCAAACUACUCGGUAAACUCUGUGCCAGUUUAACAGUUCAAAUCCUUCAUAUUUGCCUUGAGACAAUCUGGAGCAGCGAGGGUAAUAAUGAUAAUCCUGCGUGCUCUUUAAGUGCCACAACGGCAUAAAAAGAUUUAGUUGCACAACAAAAGGUUCAAUGAGAAAACUAUGACUGUUAAAGUUCAGAUCCAGUGCGAUCGACGUUUCUCAUCUUUUCCCGUUUUCCAGCUUUUGUGACGUUAGAACAAAUUUACUCUUUUUCCUUUGUCGUAAAGUUUAGUAGACCACCGUUUUGGGACGGAUAAAGGUCUCACACUACACAGCUUCACACUACUUUAACUCUUGUUGUACAACUUCACCAAGAAAACUUAAUCACAUCCUGUUCUCCGUCCUAAAUUACACAAAUUUGACCUCUCAAUCAUGGUCCCAGAUCAAAUGGUCCAGUUUGUAAAACUAUUAGAGCACAUGGAAAUUUGUCACCUCACUUGUCUGAUUAACAGUUAGUCAAAACCCAAAUAUAUUGAGUUUACUGUCACAUAAGAUGAAGAAAAGCAGCAAAUUAAGAUACUGGAACUCGGCAGCGUUUGCCAAAAUGAGUAAUUGGGAUCAAAAUAGCUCUGUUACUCAACAAACUGAUUAAAAUCAGCUCAUUCUCAGAAUCAUUCACCCACAUGGCAGCAUCCAACUACGAACGUCUAAAAUCGCCAACUGGAUCCGCAGUUGGUUUUGGAUUUGGUCAGUAACGAGAAUAUGUCGAGUCGGAAGGAGAGCAGCAGUUUAAAGUUGAAUCGUGCCAAAUCACCGUUUCAGUUCGCCGACUGAAGCUGCCGGGAAGGUUUGGCUCUGGUUCUGGCUCUGCACGUGACGCUUCAGUGGUUGUAAUGUGGAUUUUCUAGAUAAAAUAAUAAAUAUAGAAAGAAACGUAGAACCAGAACGUACGAGCUGGUUUCCAAAUGGGAGUGAAUGAGCGAGAACGGUUCUAUCGAAAAAUGAUCUUUUAUCAUCUGUACUAUAUAUUCUAAACGCAAAGUUCACUUAUUUAGCUAUUCCCGGAGCUUUUGACUGCAUGCCAUGGCCUUCUCCAGCGAAUCAAACCUGCUCAGGUGUUAUCACCUAAGUACAGGACUUCGGUCAGGUGAUCGCACAUAGGGGGACAUUUCAAGCUCAAGGACCCCACAGCCCCACCAAUACCUCGCCACCUGUUCGACAAACCCUGGAAAAAGGUCAUGGGAUGCAUUUGAAAGCUCUGGGAAUAAAUAGAUGAUGAUAUAUCGCGUCCCCGAGGAUAAAAGAUCAGUGUGAGAAUGAAUCUCCACACUGAUCUUUUUUCACGCAACAGUCAGAAUGAAAAGCGAGGAACUCCGAUCGCACUGGAUUUGUUAAUUUGGCUGUAAAAUGAGUAUAAAUUCUUCAGAUUAAUGUUUGAGUAUCGUGGCAGUUGAACUAGAUUAGAAAGGACCAUCUGGCAGCCUGUUGACUGAACAGACUCACAGCAGGAAAACUGGACGGUGUCCAGCCUCAGAUAAGCUACACAGCUCAGUUACCUCUCAUCACUACGCAAUACAGCUGCUGCACUGCACAGCACCACCGGGGGGCGCUCUGAUCCACUCACACAGAGAUCACCGUCAGUCUUCUCAGAUAUUUUUAUAAACAAGCAUGUGUUUUUUGAUUUUCUUGGACACUUUUUUGCUCUGACAAUGUGUGCGACAGACGACAGAAGCUUCAUGUUCGAGGAGGACGAGGAGAAAGUGUCGCGACCUGAUCAGAAACUUCAGCUGCAGUUAAUGACGCAUUAAAUCUGCUGCACGUCGUCGAGUAAAAAGACUGAAACGCAAGCAGAACAAGUCAAACAGAAGCUACAGUCAGUAAAUAACUUUGAAUUCGGUCAGGGAGACUAAACAGAAAACGAUAGCUGUGUCAUCAUCAAAAUGGAGGCAAGUUAUGCUAACAUUAGCUUUUUUUUUUUUACCGAUCACGUACAAAUUGGAAGUUCUCUAUUAUUAGGAAUCAAUUACAAACUACAGAUCCCCGUUGCUAAAAGAGCUCAUAUUCGUGACCUAGCCAGCUACAACUACAGCUGGCUAGCUCUCGAAUAUGAGCUACGCCUAACAGCAGCUUCCAGCGGGUCGACAGCGGACCAGGAUGAAGUCACUGACGGCGCUGUUAAAAAUUGCAAGGACACUUUUUUUUUUUUUUUUUAAUUAAUCGCUGGCGUUCCAUAUAUCCAUUUCAGAAAAUUGGCAACCCCACACAAACUGUACUCUAGUACAGAGCAGGUAAUUCAUUUCACACCACGGACCUCCUUUGCUAAAACAGCUAACGUUUGUAAGCUAACUGAUGUUGACUAUUUAACAUUAGUUGGCUUAAUUUUCUGUAUUUCUGACAUUAAUCUACAAGCUAACUGAUUUUUUUGCUUACUCAUUAUGUCUGUCUGUAUUCUACUGACUCAGUACUAUUUAUAAUUAAUUACACACAGCAGACCUCCAUUUUUAAAAGAGCUAAUGUGUGUGUGUUAGCUAACGUUUCAGUUUAUAUCAGUUUCAUCCCUGUGUGUCCAGUACAGAAAGAGGUCCAGGGUGUGUUUAGCCUAGCUUAGCACAAAGACUGGAAUCAGGGGGAAACUGCUAGCCUAGCUCUACCAAAAGAGAAACAAUCUACCUUUAGCUCUCCACUGCUUCUGUACAGAGUACAGUUGCACAUGUGCAGGAGAGGUAAUGCGUCAUUGCGUCAGAUGGUUCUGAUCGUGUCGACAUUGGUCGGGUGGCGACAGGAUGAGGAGCCAGAUCCUGUCGGACCAGAUGGAUGUAGUAGCCAGGCCGUGGAGCUGGACAAAGAAACCCCCUCCAGAGGUCAAAGUUCACCUUCUGGUGGGUGGGCGGAGGUCAGACCACCUGGCAACCAAAGGAAAGACAACAUAGCCACGUUGGCCCUCCAAAACGGCAAAACAACUUCAGCACUUACCAGAAAGAGAGAUGGGAUCAAAAACAGAACUUUUUAUAAAAACAGAACAAUAUAAAAUCUACACAUAUUAUCAGACAAACAUAUUUAAACUACUAAGAUGUUUUUUUUGCAUAUGAAUAAUGUAAAGAAGCUAGGAGUUAAAUUCAGAUGUAUGGUAGGUAGGCAGGUAGCACACGGAUCGGCUGUUACUGUUUUUCUACAGAGCUGUGAAUCAGAUUCUCAGUGGACGGUAAAUUUUUUUAUGCAAGUGAAGCCAGCGGCUCUGUCCUCACUCCGGCUGGCUGGACUCGAGUUUUCCUCUCGCCGCCGCCGCCGCCGCACUCGCUCUUCAGGCUAAACCAGGAACUAUCAGGUAUACAGACUCUUUUUAUUCAGUGAAUCGGACGUUUACCUUUCCCUACGUAGCAGAAUGCUAACGGCUAAACCUCAGCGCGAGCUACACGCCGCAGAAAUAAAACUCACCUGUAAAUAAACUCAACAGCAGCAGGUAAGAAAUCCCUGUGAGUCACUGCGGAGGACGACAAAAACACACAAACCAGGGCUGGGCAAUACGGAAUAAAAAUCAGUAAUCACGACAACCACAAGACCUCUUUGCAAUGUACCACGGACACAGAAAAUACUGGUUUCUGAUUGGCUGCAGGUAUGCGUUAAACUCCUGGUCAGUUUAUGACUCGUUUUAAAUCCGUUUCGUGGUGACCUUCACCUCCACCUCGUUCUUUAUCUUCAUACAUCAGGACGCCUUGUUGUGCUGGUUUAUGAUUAUUAUAUUAAUAUGUUAAGAACUAAAAACUAAUUUUCAGCUGAAAAUACUGCAAAUAUUUAUAGAAAACUACAAAUGCACAAAUAUUCAGAUACAAGUUACACAUUUUUUUUUACUUCAUCUUAUUUACAUUUGUAAAUCUAAAUUGCAGUGUUUCCAUAUAAGGCUACUGAAAGGUUUGCACACUGGGACUUAUGCAGAAAAUAUUAUUUAAAGAGUAACUCAACACCAGGCUGAAAAGCAGAGCGAAGUAACGUAAGCUGUAACACAACUUCCAAAUAUCGUAGAAAAGGUUUCAGUCGUAGUCGUCUGGACGCUGUUUUCAGAAUCAAGACGUUUCGGCUCCCAUCCGGAAGUCAUUCUCAAUUGUGAAAAUGGUCUGAGAACUCAGAAAUUUAAGCUACUCUGUUACAUAAGCCCCGCCCUCAGGAAGGAGUCUACCUGAGUAUCUGCCCAUUUCUGUUCAAAGAGGGGUUUUCUUUUUUCACAAAAUGGCUUCUUUGACUCGUCUUUCAAACCAACUCUUCUCUCUACUGAGACUCUUCACCUCGUUGCCUUCAAAUGUGCGGUUUGUAGCUUUUAGAUGCAAACGCACGGCGCUCUGCAAUCCUGAGUUAGCGUGUCGUCUGUGCUGAUAAAGUCUUUUGUGAAGUGGCUGUUUGGUCUCACCUGUGUACCGCUCUUUGCAGUUUUCCUCACUGCGUUGAACUGAAUAAACUACAUUGCUCUGUUUCUGUGUGGGCAUCUUGUCCUUAGGGUGAAGAGUUUCUGUCUUAAAGUGUUGCCCGGUUUAAAGAAAACAGGAACAUCGUGCUGUCUAAAGAUCCUUUGUAGUUUUUCAGACAGUCCAGAUACAUAAGGGAUGGAGACACCGUUCCUUCUUGGUUCAGUUACACUAUUACUGGGCCAUCAUGGAAACUAUUAGGCCAGUUUCAGGUGAAACUAGCUAAUCAACAGAUACUCAGGUAGACUCCUCCCUGAGGGCGGGGCUUAUGUAACACAGAGUAGCUUAAAUUUCUGAGUUCCCGUCCAAUUUUUCACAAUUGAGAAUGACUUCCGGAUGGGAGCCGAAACGUCUUGAUUCUGAAAACAGCGUCCAGACGACUACGACUGAAACCUUUUCUACGAUGGAGCACUCCUGGACAAAUGAGGGACGACACCGUCAUAACUUCCAAAUGUAAGUUUUAGGUAGCAAACGUUAAACUUACCUGCCGAGGUAAACGUAAUCCGACUUUGUUUUAUUUCUGUGUUUUAGAGAUAGUUUAGAAUGAGCGGGAAAUAUCUGCUCAUGCUAAGCUAACUGACGUUAUUUGGUCAUUUAGGCUAAUUUUUAUUGCCGUUAUGUUUUGUAAUUUGGUAUAUUGACUUAUUUUUGUGAAUAAUUUCAAAUCUUCCCAGUUUACAUCAUCAUCACACAGGUCAGAUGUGUCGACUGUAUUUCAUAUGAUUCUAUAUAAACGAGUCAUGUAGCUGAUUAAGCUAACGUUUUGUCAGUUAAGUUAGCUAGGAAACAGUUGCCUAGCUAACUUAACGGACCUGGCAGUUAGUGUACAAAUUAAUAACCCUACAUAAAAACUAGUUUGUGUGGUGCAGCCUGUUUUAAUUUAGUAAUGUUUUAAUCAACACUUCUGUCAUAACCAGGUAAAGUUUGAACUUACAAAAUGCUGGUGCAGCUGGCUCCUGGUUUAGGAAGCUUUUUCAUUAUUCAAUAACUCGUUUCUUUUAUAAAAUGUAAAAAAGUGACCUUCUGAAGAGGUCAACUUAAAAUUUCUUUCUUAAUUUGAUCACCAGCCAAAACAUCCAGAAAUAUGAAUUUGAUCAUAAUAUGACAAAUAGGAAAGAAGGCUAGUCUAAUGUAGCAGCUGACGUUAAACAGGCUGACGGAGGUCUCGGCCCGAAACGUCCGUUUACGUUAACGAACAUUUUCUGGAUUUACUGCUGUGUGCAAACUUUUCCGCUGUCUUAUGGAUCCGUUUUAAAAGGAGAAAAUUGUUAAGCGUAUUUUAAGAAAUCCAAGUCCGGCUUCAUCAGCGUGUCGUACCGUUAACUGACGAAGCAUCGGGAUUAACAAAAUAAACGAAGAUGUUAACACAGUUUUCGCGUUAAUGAAAUGUUGCCCAGCUCUGACCGAAACGCAUUCGUCCUUCAGAAGCUCGGGAACAAACGGACCGAACUCUCAGUGCGGCAAAGAGGCCAAACGAUUAGUUUAAUCAGAAUAAAUUCCUACAUCUGAGUUCUUUUGGCUGCUGAUCAAAUUACGCAAGAAACUGUAACUGUAAGUUAACUUGGCCACGAGGAAAAUCUGAACGUUAUUUUUCACGUUACAGACUAAAUACACGAAACAAAAACCUCCUAAACCAACCUGAACCGGUCCAGCCCGGGUCCAGCUUUCUCCUCUCCGCACUGAGGCGUCGUGUCUUUUUGUUUCCAGCGAACAGCAAAUCACAUUUCAAGCCGGUUCAAGUCAAGAAAAAGCUGCUUCCAGAACAGCCGGUCCGGUCUGGUUCUGUUCAGUCCGUCCGGUCCGGUUCGGUCCGGUCCGGUUCGGUUCAUUCCGUUUCGGUUGGAAGGGAAGUCGGAUCAGAGUUGUUUAGGCCCGACUCCACAUGAACCCCCAUGUUUUUUAACCUGAACUGAGUCUGAACACGAUUAUCGGGAACCAAAGAAUUCAAAAUACUGUUUGAUCAAUACAGACUGAUCAAUACAGACUGAACACAGGAGAAAAUGAUUGAAUUAUUCGGUCUGUACUGAUCAGUCUGCAGUGGUGCAGCAGGCGUAGAUGGUUGAAUAUGAACAUUUUGUGUAGAAAUUACACUUUUCACUGAUGUUUAUUAAGUUCAGCACAUUUGAUUAAAAGAUUUAAGUAAAAAGUUCGGAGCAUCAGCUGGUAAAUGUUGUGAUGCUUCUCAACACUUUUUAAAAGUCUGGACCUGCUUCAUAUUUACAGUCCGUCUCCAGCUGAUGUUCUCCUUAACUUGCGGCUUCAAAUGUAAUCGGAAAAAUAUUCAGCCCGACGUAUUUGGUUUCAGACCUGCUCGAGAAUUUAAAACAAAUGUUUGUGGGUUUGAACAAAAGUUUAAAUGAGUUUUAAAGACGGGGCAGCGGAGAGUCAGUCACUCGCAGCUCAGAGUCCGACUUUUCCUCUUCGACGGUUCUUCAGUUCGUUUCAGUUCCAGUUUCAUCUUCAGUUAAACUGUGAAAACAGCCCAACCUCAUCAUCAUCAUCAUCAUCAUCAUCAUCAUCAUCACCCUCUGGUCUUCACGGUGUCUUUGAGUCGGUCGAGGCUCCAGUUCUUCUCUGAUCGUCUCCGUUUGCUUUACGCCAAACGUUGGUUUCACGUUUCUUCGGCUUCAGUCUGAAACUUCUGGCUUUUUGUUGUUUUUUUAAAACUUUUUACUGCGUGAAUCAAAUGUUGAGUAUAUGAAUAUCCAGUAUCCUUGACCACAACAUGCCUAAUUAUAAACAAAUCAUUUAGAUAUAUUCACUUAAUGAGAUUACUCUUUACUGUUGAUUCCUCAAAGUAUAUCCUAAUAUAUCGAAGCAGAAAAUGAGUCCAAGAAAAAAAGUUUAGUAAAUUAACUUUUAAUACUGUACAUUUUUUUUUUUUUUUUUAAAGAGGAGGUACUUAACACGUUCUGUAGUAGAAGACCCUGAAAGGUUUUAUGUGAAGAUCUUUUAUGUUGCAUGUCUCUGUUGCUAAAACAUGUUGGUGGGGGGUGGGGGAGGGGAGGGGCCAAAGGUUGAUUAUUAGUUAAGAAAAAUGUGAAGAAGCUUCUUUCACCAUGACCACUAGAUCACUCACAGGUCGCAUCUCCUUCAAAGGAAAUAAAGCACUUUAAGUGUC